Fonsecaea multimorphosa CBS 102226 is the source of this 2430-nucleotide messenger RNA. RefSeq lists its product as uncharacterized. The record is from RefSeq and is a predicted model, not a curated record. NCBI's taxonomy places the organism in Eukaryota, Fungi, Ascomycota, Eurotiomycetes, Chaetothyriales, Herpotrichiellaceae. Gene Ontology annotation, biological process: glycerophospholipid catabolic process. Gene Ontology annotation, molecular function: A2-type glycerophospholipase activity. The transcript has a single exon. The coding region runs from base 1 to 2430 and encodes 809 amino acids. Gene Ontology annotation, cellular component: cytosol.
AUGAGCGCUGCGAGGCCUUUCCUCAAUUCGAGCUACCUGCGUCACACUGCCCUCGCUGCAGUCGCCUGCGCUGGUGUUCACAGCUCAACGCGAAGGACCAACCCCAUUAAGCUCGACAGCCCUUCUAGCGGACAUGCCCCUCAAGAUGCCUCUCUUAUAGCCUACGCUCGACGUGUGCAGAGUCACUAUGCCCAAGCCGAAGACCCCAAGCACGCCACAAAAAGAGGUGACGCGACCAUCAUCGACAGAGCAAACGAUACUGAUCAAUAUGCCCCGGCCUUUGAAAGCGACGACGAGAAUGCUUGGGCUUCCUUCUCGAGAAACUUCAACAAUGUAAAAGAAGGUAUUGCGAGGAUAGAAUGGGGCACCGUUGGCGACAAGAUCACAGACUGGGUUGUGCCAAACUGGGUCAAGAUCCUUCCGGAUGGAUUUCAAAAGCUUCAGUUCGAACUCUCCAUGCAGCCAGGAACGUUGGCAGAUCAGAUCUGGCAGGAGGCACACGACCCAUCCAUCAACCCAGAGAUCGCGUGGAACGCUACUGUUCGCGUUGGAGAUACCCUAGGCAGUGACGAAUUGGAGUUCCGGCGCAAAAGGAAGAAAUACGUCGUCAAAGCGUUGGCAAAAUAUCUAGGCCUCGAUGAGAAGGAGAUCCACCCCGAUGAUGUGCCUACUAUUGCCAUCUGUGGAAGUGGCGGUGGCCUUCGAGCAAUGGUUGCUGGUACAAGCAGCUACCUGUCUACUCAAGAGGCGGGUCUCUUUGAUUGUGUCACAUAUACCGCCGGAGUCAGCGGCAGCUGUUGGCUACAGACACUGUUCUACUCGUCGCUGGGCAAGCAAGAUCACAGGCAACUCCUCAAGCACAUAAAGUCGCGGAUUGGGACCCAUAUUGCAUUUCCUCCGCCGGCAUUGAAGCUUGUCACGAGUGCUCCGACCAACAAGUUCAUCCUCAGCGGCUUUGUCGAGAAGCUCAAAGGUGAUCCUGGUGCUUGUUUUGGCCUCGUGGAUGUCUACAGUCUUUUGCUCGCUGCCAGGCUUCUAGUUCCACACGGCGAUCUCGAUGUCAACGAUCAUGACCUGAAAUUGUCAAAUCAACGGGUAUAUAUUGAGGACGGCCAGUUUCCCAUGCCCAUAUAUACUGCCGUGCGUCACGAAAUACCUGUGGAUGUGGAAGAGGAGAAGAAAUCUAGAGACAACCUGGCUCUCAAGCAAGAGAUUAAGGAGAAAGCUAGGAAGGAGGCAUGGUUUCAAUGGAUAGAAAUGCACCCCUGGGAAGUAUGGUGUGAAGAGUUCGGUGCUGGUAUCCCAACUUGGAGCUUGGGUCGGCCUUUCAAAAACGGCCAAAAUAUGUUACUUGACACUGGUAUCGCCCUGCCAGAAAUCCGACAAAGCCUUCUUCUUGGAAUAUGGGGUUCGGCCUUCUGCGCAACAUUGGCACACUACUACAAAGAGAUCAAGCCCGCUUUGAUCGGGAUGGUGGGAUUUGAAGGCGUGAACCUGCUGGUUGAAGAGAAGAAUGAAGAUCUGAUCAAGAUCCACCCCAUCGACCCGGCCACAAUUCCGAACUUCGUGUACGGCAUGGAAGGCCAACUCCCCUCGACUUGUCCUGACUCUGUCUUCAAAAGCGACCAUCUCCAGCUAAUGGAUGCUGGAAUGAGCAACAAUCUCCCAAUAUACCCACUCCUGCGACCUGGCCGAGAUGUAGACGUCUUGAUUGCGUUCGAUGCGUCGGCAGAUAUCCAGAAAGAGAACUGGCUUUCCGUGGUCGAUGGGUAUGCCAAACAGCGUGGUAUCAAGGGGUGGCCAGUCGGUGCAGGAUGGCCAAGGAAGUCGUCCAAACCGCAAGAGAAUGCCAAAGCACUAGAAGAAGCACAGGCGACGUCUCCCCAAGAAGCGGCUACGAAACUCGCCGAGGCGAGGGAGGAGGAUCGCGAGAACAAAGCUGCAAGAAAGGACAAUACCCCAGAAAGUCCGACGACUGGCGAGAACCCAGAUGCGGCGAGUACACUCGGCCCUUGCACUGUCUGGGUAGGCAGCAAAGCCGAAAGAUCCAGCGACGAAGAGCCUCCGCCCUCCAAAAGUCUCAACUGGGACAUCAGCGACACCAAAGACUCGGCCUCGUUCCACUUGAUGGACCCAGACGCCGGCAUUGCCGUGAUCUACUUCCCUCUCCUUCCACAUCCCGAUGUGCCGAACAUCGACCCGGACAAAUCCGACUUUAUGAGUACCUGGAAUUUCAUAUACACGCCCGAACAGGUCGACAGUGUGGUGGAGCUGGCAAGGCGGAAUUUUGCAGAGGGACAGGAAAAAGUCAGGAGUACGGUCAGGGCGGUUUAUGAGAGGAAGAAGAAGGUGAGGAUCGAGAGGGAGGAGAAGAAGACCAGCAAGGAAUGGAAAGGCCGGAUGAGGAGGAUGGGCAAUAGCUUCGUAUGA